CAUGCGUCAGUUUCUUAUCAUUGUCCUGCUUUUCACACUCGGCAGCCAUGUCUGGGAAUCCAUUGAAAUUUUGCAUUUUCCUUUCACUGAUUGGAGGAGUGGCAUUACAAGAUUUGUGUCACACAAAUUAUGGAGGAACCUGCGUUAAUUAUUACUUUAAUAACUGCCUGUCCGGCUACUCCUAUACCAGGAGUGGGUGUGGCUUUCAAGAAAUGUGCUGCAUUCCUCCAAAGUUUCAAUUAACUCCGCCAAUUCACCCAGGUCAGUGUGGAUUAAGUACACCUAUAACGACACAUCAAUAUAAAAUAGUGGGAGGCACAAGGGCUAAACCUGGCGAAUUCCCUUGGCAGGUUUCAAUGAGAUCAAAUGGACAUCACGUGUGCGGAGGAAUACUUAUAGCUGACCAAUGGGUUCUCACAGCUGCUCACUGCUUCAAUGAGUAGGACUUAGUUGUAUCUAUUUGGGCAACUACAUUGUGUU
Saccostrea cuccullata (small rock oyster) is the source of this 480-nucleotide messenger RNA. RefSeq names its product serine protease 56-like. The transcript has 4 exons. Gene Ontology annotation, molecular function: serine-type endopeptidase activity. Bases 48 to 443 code for a protein of 131 amino acids. The record is from RefSeq and is a predicted model, not a curated record. Lineage: Eukaryota; Metazoa; Mollusca; Bivalvia; Ostreida; Ostreidae. Gene Ontology annotation, biological process: proteolysis.